ACCAGCUAUCAAGAGAAAAAGAAAAGUUGUGAAAAAGUUGCUAAAAACAGCGAAAAAUCGUUCAUUGGAUGCAUUACUACGGACUUUAGCGUUAAGAUAGCUUUGGUAAUCAUUAUUUUGUGAAGAUUUUGUGGACCUGAGUGGAAGGUAAAUGGAAAAUCCUCCUUCAACUGAGACAGUUCUUCAGGGGGUUCACGCGUUAUACAAUAAUCCUGAUUUAAAGGAGAAAGACAAAGCUUCAGCAUGGCUCGCAGAACUACAGAAAUCGAUCCACUCGUGGAAAAUAGCCGAUCAGUUGUUGCAGGAAAAACGAGACCUGCAUUCGUGCUACUUUGCGGCACAAACGAUGCGAAACAAGAUCCAAAACUCGUUUCAUGAGUUGCCCCCCACGGCGCACGAGUCACUGCGCGACUCACUGUUGGAGCACAUCAGCCACAUCACACCUGAAACAAAUCAAAUCAUCGUAACGCAACUAUGUCUCGCGUUGGCGGACCUAAUUUUGCUGAUGUCUGCGUGGCGACAUCCCAUCGCCAGUCUCAUCGAGCGCUUUGCCACAAACACGAACUCUGUGACGGCUCUCAUUGUGAUACUUACACUCAUCCCGGAGGAAAUUGAGUCGCGAAACCUGCGAUUGGGCGCCAAUCGACGUGACGAGAUGUCCAACGAGCUGGCAAUGAAUUCGCGACGCGUCGCCGAGUUCUUGCAAACGUGUCUCAUCAAUCGGCAGCAAGACGAGACAAUUCACGCGAAAAUUAUCAAGUGCUUUACAUCGUGGACGUCCAUGAAUGUAUUCAAAUUGGAGGAUAUCAUCGACAACAUGGUGCUGUCGUACGCAUUUAAUUUGCUCCGGAAUCCGAGCACGGGCACAAAUAUGCACGAAAUUGCCGCAGAUUGUCUGUGUGCCCUGCUGACGUGUCUCGAGAUGACAAACAACAGUGCCGAGUGCGAGCACAAAGUUUUCACGGGAAUCGCGGAGCUGCAAGAGGCGUAUCUCAUGUGUGUGGCGCACGAGGAUGUCGACAAAGCCGUGAAUUUGUGUCGUGUCUUCACCGUGCUCGCUGAAUCGUUUCAGCACCAGAUGAUUGCGAGCAGUUGCGGCGCCACGGCACACUAUUCCAUCAAGUCACUCGAUCUCGUACUCAAUUGUGUGGGACAUUACGAUUAUGAGGUGGCCGAAAUCACGUUUCGCAUGUGGUUUCAACUGAGCGAAGAUCUCUUUAAUCGCAAUAAUUGUACGCUCUCGGCGCACUUUAAGCCAUACAUUGAACGUCUCAUCACCGCACUCUAUAAACAUUGUCAGAUGGAAGCCGAUCACGAGGGAUUACUGGAAGACGACGACUCCUUCAAGGAUUUCCGACACAAGGUAUCGGAACUCAUUGCCGACGUCAUUUUCAUCGUUAGCUCCAGCAGUUGCUUCAAGCAGAUGUUCAUGAUUCUACAGCAGCCAAAUGUUACGUGGGAGUCCAGUGAGGCCGCCCUAUUUGUUAUGCAAAAUGUUGCAAGAAAUAUUCUACCCGACGAAAACGAGGUAGUGCCCAAAGUAGUAGAAGCAAUUUUAAACUUACCCGAGACAUGCCAUAUAGCGAUUAGGUAUACUUCGAUAAAUAUUCUAGGAGAACUCUGCGACUGGAUUGAUUGUCAUCCGGAAUCGAUGCAGCCAAUCUUGAAUUUUCUGUUGUACGCGUUGCAGCAAAAGGGUGGCUUAGCAACGGCCGCUGCCAAUGCCCUUCAGUCCAUCUGUUGCGCCUCUAGCAAUCAUUUGGUGCCUCAGAUCACGGGACUGAUGGAAAUCGCGCGUCACAUGGAAAGUUUCGAGAUUCAACGCGACGCCAGCAUCAAUUUACUGAAAGGUAUCGUCGGCGUUGUCGGAUUUUUGCAAAAGGAACAAGUUUCGACGGUUCUUUUGGACUUGUGUAGUUAUCAGGUGACACCACUGGAUCAUCUGUUGUCCUCGAACGAGGCAAAAGUCGGUCGAAAUGACGGCAGUGACCCUAAAUACUGGCUCGAUCGGUUGGCAGCUGUUUUCCGGUAUGCCCAUGCGAAUUUGCAGGAAAACGAAACAAACCCCUGGGCUACGGCACUCACAAUUUACUGGCCAACCCUCUCGAAAGCCAUGGACAAGUAUCAAGCGGAAAACAAUGUCAUGGAACGGAUUGUGCGUUGCAUGCGUUACGCUAUCCGAACAACGGGACGUCAGGCGGCACCCAUUUUGGAGGAACUUGUCAAGCAAAUGAUUCACGUGUACAACCAUCAUCAGCACAGUUGCUUGUUGUAUCUCGGCAGCGUCUUGAUGGAUGAAUUUGCGCUCGAUGAUGUUUAUGUGCCGGGACUCUUGAGCAUGUUGCAGGCCUUCAUUGAGCCAACAUUCAAUUUGUUGCAACGCGAAAACGGAUUGAAGAACAAUCCCGAUACCGUCGACGACUUUUUCCGACUUGCCAAUCGAUUUGUGCUCCGCAGACCCUUGGAUUUCCUCAAAAGUCCGCUUGUGCAGCCAAUUAUUCAGUGUGCACUGCUUGCAUGCACACUAGAUCACAAAGAUGCGAAUCUCUCCGUCAUGAAGUUCUUUUGCAGUCUCUUGAGUUCGGGCCGCGACCUCGCGAAUCCUGACUCUGCUGCCAUCCAAGAACUCAUCAAACAAAUGGUCGCCGUGAACGGAGAAGCUCUAGUCGUGAAUUUAAUUUAUUCGUCAAUCUUUUGUCUGCACUCGUACAUGCUGAGUGACGUCGUGGACGUCUUUUACGAACUGAAGAAAAUCGAUCCAAAGGGAUUUGUGGAUUUCCUUCAGUCAGCCGUGAGUGCGUUGCCAAAAGAAAACAGCGGAGGCACCGUUACCGCCACCGACGAUCAGCUGCGAAAUUUUAUGAGGAGGACAACGAAUGCCGAUUCAUCACGUCAUAUGACACAAGCGUUACAGGACUUUGCAAAAUUGUAUCGUUAAACCCACAAAUUUUGACAACACGAAUCGACAAAUUUUACUACAUACUCUAAAAGCAGGAGUAUGUUUAAAAAGCAAAAAAAAAGUUUUAAUUAAAGAAAAAAUAUGAAAUUAACAAAAAAUAAACAAAAAUAGGAAAAAAAUACAAUUCUUAAAAACAAUUAUAAAUAAGGAAAAGUAGCACAGAUUAUUUUAUAAAACCUUGUAAAUGUUGUUUAGAUUUUUAUAAUUAUUAUCUAUUUAUUUGCCUUUUUUGUAAACUACUUUACUUUAAACGUAACUUAAAUUAUAUAUGAGACAAAGUGAUAUCCUUCUUCUUACUUUUUUUUUUAUUAUGUAACGUAAUAAGAUAUCAAACUUAUACUCUUGUAAUCUAAUUAAGAAAUGAAAAAUCUUGUUGAAAAUAACUCAAUCUAGGCAAAUUAACAAACAUAUUACUAGACUUUUCCUGUAAAUACCUUAAAAAGAAUGGAAUAUUGUAAUUGUAUUCAUCAUCAUUU
Messenger RNA from Culicoides brevitarsis, 3435 nucleotides. RefSeq names its product transportin-3 (gene Tnpo-SR). Lineage: Eukaryota; Metazoa; Arthropoda; Insecta; Diptera; Ceratopogonidae. The record is from RefSeq and is a predicted model, not a curated record. Gene Ontology annotation, cellular component: cytoplasm. The coding region runs from base 152 to 2938 and encodes 928 amino acids. The transcript has 4 exons. Gene Ontology annotation, biological process: protein import into nucleus. Gene Ontology annotation, molecular function: small GTPase binding.